Molecule: messenger RNA, 540 nt
Organism: Colletotrichum fioriniae
Lineage: Eukaryota; Fungi; Ascomycota; Sordariomycetes; Glomerellales; Glomerellaceae
Source: RefSeq, a predicted model, not a curated record
AUGGUCUCUCCCAAGCUUUCUCGUUUCCUCUCGGACUUCACACUCGGCUUCUCAGAUGGCCUCACAGUACCGUUCGCCCUGACCGCAGGCCUCAGCUCUCUCGGCCGCAGCGAGACGGUCAUCUACGCCGGUCUUGCGGAGCUAUGCGCGGGAUGCAUCAGCAUGGGAAUUGGUGGCUAUCUGGCCGCGCGAGACUCUUCACCUGAUACCUCCCGGAUAUCACCGCUGCCGCCUGUGGAUGAGGAGGAACAGGGGAUGUUGUCGUCGGCAGGAAGACGCAGCGAGGACGAAAUCGACGAUGAGAAAUGCCAAACAAGCGGGGCGGCAGACGAAGAGGAAGUAGUGCUGCGGUACCUUCAACCACUGGGCUUACCCGAGACAACCGUCACGAUGGUGAUCGGGGCCGUGAGGUCUCAGUCGGGAGGGAUGAGCUGGGCUUCGGAAAGAAUCAUCAACGGCAUGCAAGCUAGUCGACACGGCGCUUUUGUUGAAAUUGACACCGCCUGUCGAUUGCUCUCGGAUAUCUUUGUGGCGGGAUGA